AUGGCUGGAUCAAAUGACUUGAACCCCACACGGCCAACAGGCCACGUAAGGGCCUCACCGGCACGUGGCGGCCAGCCGGUACGCGCUUCCACAGUCGUCAGAGAUUCUCCAGCUCACGAAAAGAGCUCGGCGACAGACGAUAAGAUUCUCGCGGCACUCACGGCCCUGACGAGUCGCAUGGCAAAAAUGGAGUCUUCGCAGUGCGAGCGCGAUGAAAGUGACAAAUUUCUAAGCGCUGUCGAAAACGGCAUGUUCACAUCAGCGCUUGGUGCGAACAUGUGCGCACGGCAGAUGAUGACAGACGCGCUAAUGGACUCGCCUGAGCAGAAGCCUGCUGCACGGCCGUCCCUUUCGCGCGUGCCUAAACACACAGAGUCGGUGUUUGCUUCGCUUGCGCCGCCAAAGUGGGCAGACGCCGCUACAUGA
Peronospora matthiolae is the source of this 426-nucleotide messenger RNA. The record is from the annotation of a GenBank genome assembly. Lineage: Eukaryota; Oomycota; Peronosporomycetes; Peronosporales; Peronosporaceae.